GGAGAUUUCCCCGUUGUCGUCGCGUACAACCCACUACAAUAACAGCUACGGCAUGAAGCAGAGUUGAAAUCCCGGGCUUUUGUCUUGGGAAGUCUGCCGGUUGCUCACCAACUGGACUGCCCCGAUACCGAGCCAAGUCCCCCCACCUCGCCUGAAUCAACAUGGACGUUAUCCUGGAGCAGCCAGUACAGCUCCUAUGGGAUUCGCUCAACAACCGGCUUGUGGUAGGAGUCACGAUUGCCUUUUUGAUAACUGUUGCACUCCUUGUGAAAAGCUGGAACAAGGCGAAUCCGUUUCCCGAGAUUCCUUUCGUUGGACUGCGAGGCUGGGAGUCAAGGAGGAGGAAAGAAUUUAUGUCCAAGGGAUCUGAGCUGUAUGCUCAAGGUUAUAAGAAGUACAAAAAUGGAAUUUUCCGAAUCACAACCGCCCGGGAAUCACCAUGCGUCGUAGUCGCACCUAGAUUCCUUCCCGAGCUCAACAAGCUCCCCGAAGACGUGUUGAGCUUUUCUGCGGCAGUCAAAGAGCUGAUGCAUACGAAACAUGUUGAUAUCUACUCUGAAGCGUUAGAGUUCCCACAUGUCGUAAAGAACUUCAUCACGCCGUCUCUUGGCAGGUUGAAUCCCAUCGUAUCAGAAAUUCUAGAUCAUGCCCUGGAGGAAGAACUUCCUCAGACACAUUCAUGGACAGAAGUAAAGAUCAAUGACAAGCUGGUCCGCAUAAUAGCCAAGGCCUCAGGUCGAAUCUUUGUGGGGCUGGAGCUCUGUCGCGACGAGAAGUACCUGGAAACGUCCAUCAACUUCACAAUCGAUGUGAUGAAGGCUGUAUUCACUGUCGCCUUUCUUCCAGUGUGGCUGAGACCCGUGCUGACACCUGUGAUACCGUUCGUUCGGACGGUACACCGACGCAUCCGGGAACAGACAGAGCUGAUCUCGCCGCUGAUUCGAUCCCGCCGAUUGGCAGCAAAGAACGACCCGUCCAGAGAGCCUGUGGAUAUGCUGGACUGGUUGAUUGGCGAGCAGAUGAAGUCGGGCAUUGUGGACGAUUAUGAUCUCGUGCAGAAGCAACUUGGGGCCACCUUUGCGUCUAUACAUACGACAACGCAGACCAUGAUGCAUGUUUUCUACACCCUUGCCGCAGAGCCUGGGAUCGCGUCUAUGCUCAAAGAGGAGGUCCAGGAGGUCUUGGCCAAGAACGGGGGCGAGUUCACUUCUCAAGCAUUGCAGGACUUGAAAAAGCUAGACAGCUUUGUCAAGGAACUGUUGCGCUUUUAUCCACUCCAAGCCUCGACCUUUCAACGCAAGGUGGUCCGGCCGAUCGAGCUCUCCAACGGACAGGUGCUCCCAGCCGGGGUCAUUGUGGAGGCGCCCGAUGGCGCAAUUAGUAGCGACCCCGAGUAUUUCGUGGACCCUGAGGUCUUUGACCCGCUCCGCUUCUACAAAGUCCGUCAGGCCAAGACCUCUGCCCCCACGGGCACCAAGAGGGCCGAGGUCGUGGCCAACAGCCAGCUCGUGAGCUCGGGCACCUUGAGCCUGUCGUGGGGCUACGGCCGACAUGCUUGUCCCGGCCGGUUCUUUGCGGCGAACGAGAUCAAGAUGAUUACGGGCAAGGUGCUGAUGCAGUACGAACUGCGACUGCCUGAUGGUGUGACGGAACGUUAUCCAAACAUCACUUUCGGGGACCUGACGAUGCCGGACCCUGGCAAGACCGUCAUGGUGAAAAGACUGUGAAUAUUUCAGAAGCUGGAUUUAGUUGUUGAUUUGGACUUGAAUCAUCACUUGUCUUUUCUGGCAUCACGAUGGGGAACACAU
Molecule: messenger RNA, 1808 nt
Organism: Diaporthe batatas
Lineage: Eukaryota; Fungi; Ascomycota; Sordariomycetes; Diaporthales; Diaporthaceae
Exons: 8
Coding region: 162-1727 (521 amino acids)
Molecular function (GO): iron ion binding; heme binding; monooxygenase activity
Source: RefSeq, a predicted model, not a curated record